CCUCGACAAAGAUCCUCCCCUCAGCGUGCCUUGGAGUUCCCUCUCCCCUUCAGCGCUUGCCCUCUCCGCUCACUCUCCCCAUCGCUUCGUGCACCAAUGGAUUCGACUCCUCUGGAUGCAGGCCUGCUUGCGCGUCUGCUUCAGGUGGGUGCAUUUGUGAAUUCUGGACGCGGGACGGUGGUGUGGUGUGGUUUGAUGUGUCAGGCGGGCGUCCUUCCUCGGGAAUAUCUGGAAUUUUCCCUCGAGGAUAAGCUCAAAACGCUUGAUUCGCUGCAAUUCGCAGAGGCCCCCGACAGGAGUUGUGCCGGUAUGCGCGUAGGCACGUGUGGACGAAAGACACGACGCGCACCCGGCCACACGACAAUGAGCAUCUACUCUGCUUGCACGUGUCCGUUUGUGUGUGUGUUUGUGUGUGUAUAUGUGCAGAUGGAUCAAGGAAGGAGAUCACAUCCGGAGAUUUAAUUCCCGUUGACGAAGUCAUGCAUCGGACACUCUCCGCCAAAGGCGUGCCUUCCAUUGCGCUCUCAAGUGAGGAUUCUGACGUCUUUAUCGGCCAGCAGGAUCUCGAGGAAAUGAUGAAGGACGUCAAGAAGUGGUAUCCCCUGACGAUCGGCUCUUCGCGAAUCCCUCCCAUGGCGCUCACCCGCCACACAGGCGGUGGGAAAACUCGCAUGCUCAAGAUGCUUGGUACGCGCAGUUGCGAGUAUACGUGUCUGUCUACCAUGAUUAAUUACAUCAUGACAAGUGAUUGAUCUUGCAGGACAAGCGCUGCGCGACGAGAAGAUGAAUUGCAUCUUCAUCACCUUCAAUGAUGCGACAGCUAUGUAG
Vitrella brassicaformis is the source of this 828-nucleotide messenger RNA. The record is from the annotation of a GenBank genome assembly. NCBI's taxonomy places the organism in Eukaryota, Vitrellaceae.